Messenger RNA from Prorocentrum cordatum, 324 nucleotides. NCBI's taxonomy places the organism in Eukaryota, Dinophyceae, Prorocentrales, Prorocentraceae. The record is from the annotation of a GenBank genome assembly.
AUGGCGGGUCUUGUGUUGCCGCUGGCAACAGUACAUGUCGGCAUGCACGUCAGGUUGGAGCUCGAACUCGAACAGGCGAUGAGAACGGCGCUGCCGACGCCACAAAGACGUCAGUUUCCUCAAAGGCCGCGGGCGCAGAGGGGCCCGUCGAGCAGGAGGUCCAGGAAGUUGGCGCUGGCGGACUGGCGGAGGCGUGGAGCAGCAAGAGACAGAUUGCCAGCAGGCAGACGCACCGACUCAGAGUUUUCUCGCACGGAAGUCGCGGAUUCCGCUCGCGUCUACACCUCCGCCACAAUGCCCUCGGAACCAAGAGUUGGGCGUUGA